GGAGAAAACGUGACAGUGUGUGUCUUUGUAAUAUAUCUUUUUAAAAGUUUUGAUGAAUAAAUGCAUAAAAAAGACCUUAAUUUUUGUUUCUCUGACCGGUGAUAUGACAAGUUCUGUAUGAGAACAAAGUGGUCCUUCGAGCCGGAUCUGCAGGGAAGUGAAAAUAAGGUUUUAAGACGACAGAAGGCGUAAAAAUCCGUAAAUUCGACUAUACGAUGAGUGUGAACAAGGACUUGGUAGACGACUUGGGAGCUAAUUUAGACGAGAAGAAGGACGACAAUACAAGCGAAAACGUUCCUAAAAGUUCGGGAAAUGAGCCAUUUAAAGACAGUAAUGGAAACAAACGAUAUCAAACGCUUUUAAAGCGAAAGAAAAGCGGAAUAACUAGAUUUUCUAACGCUAAAAGACAGCUUGAAGACUUGAUUUUAGUAUACGACCAAGAAACAGGCAGAAGAAGCAGCAAAACCAGUAUUUUACGAGCGAUUAAUAAGGUAAAGUCGGAGUAUACAGUUGUUGAAGAGUUGAUUAGAUGCAUGAAAACGACGAUCGCUGUGAUAGACGAUGAUGAAGCGACAAAUAUAGACAACAUUAUUGACAUGUUAGAUAAGGAACUAGCAGAAUUGGGUAAUGAAGUAGACAAUAGCCUCAAAUGUGCAAAUGAACAAUUAGACGAACGACUACUCAAUGGAGAAAAAGAGUCAGACGUAGUUUCAAAUUGGUCGAGCAGUGUGUCCUCAAGAAAAACGAAAGCCUCAAAACUGUCUUCAUCAGCCAGAGUAAAGCAACAACAAGCCAAGGAUGCUCAAGAAAGACUUAGUAGACUUGAACAAGAACAAAGAGCACUAGAAGAAGAUUUGAAAAAGAAGGCAGACAUGUUUGAACUGAACCAAAAAAGAAUUGAAGAUGCUCGUUCCAUCGCCAUGCUAAAUGAAGCCAGAGCAAAAGCUGCCAGUAUUGAAGAAAAACAAGAAGACGAAAUACUUAAGAAACUACCAUCCCAUACUAACAACAAUGGUCAGCAGAUUAGUACAGCCUUGCAAGAAGUUCCUGUAACAGUCCAGAGGUUAAAGUCAAACAGAGUUCACCUAAAAGGAGUUGAGCUACCCAUAUUCUCUGGAGAUGACAAGAACAAGUUUGAGCCGUGGAAUGCUGCCUUCACCUCAGUGGUGGAUGAAGCUGAUAUCCCUGUAAGAGAGAAGAUGCUAAGACUUCAGGGAUGUCUAAGAGGAAAAGCCCUAGAGACGGUGAGGGAUCUUGGUUAUUCUCAAAAGGCUUACGAGCGUGCGAAAGAGAAACUGAAAAAGAAAUAUGGUGGUAAACGAAGACAAACCUUGACCCACUUAGCAGCGUUAAGGGGUUUACCAAAGGUUCGUCGACAUAACCUCGCAGACCUAGAAGAGUUGUUAGCCAUUAUCGACAGAAUACGUAUUGCCCUCCAAGAUGAUGACCCAGAUGGAGAGAUGAAAAGUCAACACCUCAACCUCACGGUGAAAGAAAAGAUUCCAGAAGAAGAUGUCAGAGCAUAUAAAUAUUGGUUGUUUGAACACACCGAAGAUGACACUUUUGAAAACCUAGUACAGUGGAUUGAGACACGGGUGGAGAUAAUGGAUGAAGCGAUGGAAGAGACUGGGGAAUUUAACAAAAAGAAGAACACCAAACCUGAGGACAGGCGAUAUAACCGAGGCUUCACUACUACAGGUAAUAAUAGAAGGUGUGUAGUAGAGAAAUGCUCAGAAGAUCACCCACCGUGGGUGUGUCAAAGAUUCAAGCAACUGUCAGUGACUCAGCGCAAAGAACUUAUUGCCAAACAUGGACGUUGCUUUCGAUGUUUGGCAUCAGGCCACUUGAGUAAAAACUGUCCUAGAAACCGAGAAUGUGGGAACAAUGGCUGCAAGAGUACAUGGCACAGCAGUUAUUUACAUGACUCUAACCCGAAUAGAAAUAGGAAAGAGUUUGAACCGAAGGAACGAGAUGGGGAACAAGUAGACAACGCAGCGCCAACAAAUGGAGACGAGACCAAAGUGAACAAUACCAAGACAUAUAUUGCAAAUCAAGUGGAACAUGUAUCGCUGAUGGUUCUGCCAGCCCUUAUUGUGAAUGGAUCAAAGAAAUUAAAGGUUAAUGUAAUGCUAGAUCCGUGUUCGACAGGAUCAUAUAUUACAGAAAAUGCAGCUGAAGAAUUACAACUUGAAGGCCGAAUGCAGAAUCUAACCAUUUCCGGAACUGCUGGAACUGAAGUGAAGAAGCUAUCCCGUAGAGUCGAACUGUCAGUAGCUAGUAUGAAUGGUGGCUUUUGUGCAAAACUUGAAGCCAAUGUCCUGGACAACAUCACUGGUGAUACACCAGCAAUUCAGUGGAGUGAAAUCAAAGAUCGUUGGUCACACCUAAAGUACAUCCCAUUUGAGAAAGUCUCCAGGAGGCAACCAAUUGAUGUGCUCGUUGGUAGUGACCAUCCUGUUUUCCAUCAGAUCCUGCGAGAAGUCCCUGGUGAUCACCCCAAUGAUCCUAUAGCCAGACAAACAAACCUUGGUUGGGUUUGUUUCGGCCCUACUCUUCAGUCUGACAUGCAGUACAAAACGCAUUCCCACCAUUCGACUCGUACCUAUCAUACCACGGAUGUGAACUUGAAAGAAACAAGUGACUUACUUAGGAAGUUUUGGGAGCUAGAGUCCUUGGGAAUCAAAGAUGACGGUGACCAAACCUGGACCCAAGACGAACUGACUGCAAUAAAGAUUGCAGAGAAGACACAGGCUAUUAAUGGUGGAAAGUACGAGAUUGGUAUACCUUGGAAGGAAGGAGAACCGAAAUUUGACAACAAUUUUGAAAUGGCAUAUUCGAGAUUGAAGAACCUGGAGAAGUCGCUGAUGAAGAAGAGUCCUCAAGUUGCCUCGGACUAUAACAAAAUAAUCGAAGAUUAUGUUGUUAUCAAAGAAGACAGAACAACAACUAAAGUUCGUAUUGUGUACGAUGCCGCAGCAAAAGACAAGAGAAAGUGUUUAAACGACGCCAUAUUACCCGGCCCAAAGCUUCAACGAGACUUGGUUGAUGUGCUUAUUCGAUUCCGUCGUGCCCCGGUAGGACUUUCCGCAGAUAUUGCUCAAAUGUUCUUGCAAGUUAAGCUUAAAGAAGAAGACCGACGAUACCAUCGAUUCCUGUGGCGCAAUUGUGACCAGGCAAAGCCACCUGAUGUUUAUGAAUUCCUGCGCCUACCUUUUGGGAACACUGCCUCCCCAUUUUGUGCUCAACAUGUUCUCCACUCCCAUGCACGUUCCCAAGCUGAAGUUUACCCUGAAGCUGCGGAAACUGUGGAAAACUCCAUGUACGUCGAUGAUGUGUUAGAUUCCUAUGAAACGACCCAGGAAGCAAAGAAGCUACAACAAGACCUGUCGGACAUGUUAAGAAGUGCAGGCUUUGAUCUGCGAAAGUGGCUAUCAAAUGAAGUAGAAGUGAUGGAGAACAUUCCAGAAGAUCACCGAUCGACAUCAGGGCUAGAAAUACCAGAUGGAAAUCUACCAAUACAGAAAACAUUGGGGGUGUUGUGGAAGCCACGAGAAGACGAGUUUGCGUUCCAAGUCAAGAAACCUAAAGCGGCAGAAGUCCCGACGAAGCGAAGCGUGUUGAGUUCAAUUGCAACCUUGUUCGACCCCCUUCAAUUGUUGACUCCAUUUACUGUCAGAGCGAAGAUCCUAAUGCAAGAGAUCUGGACAGCAGGUAUAGAUUGGGACGAUACUCUACCAGACAACCUUCAAGCAAAGUGGAAUGCUUGGAUCGCCGAACUCCCAGACUUGAUAGAAUUCAGCAUCCCACGUUGUCUACGUCUUCCAGAACCAAUUGAAGUGAUGCUCCAUGUCUUCGCUGAUGCUUCUAAGGACGCAUAUGCAGCAGUCGCAUAUUUGCUCUGUAAGUACCGUGAUCACAGCCCCACCUGUCGUCUCAUCGCCUCGAAGAAUCGUGUUUCACCCAUUAAAGCAGUUACAAUACCACGUCUUGAACUGAUGGGAGGUAUUCUCGCAGCUCGACUGGCUGGAAGUAUUCGAAAGACACUGGUGGUGGACAACACAACAUUUUGGACUGACUCCACUAAUGUUCUAUAUUGGGUACGCAGUCAGAGUCGAUCGUUUAAACCGUUUGUUGCGAAUAGGAUAGGUGAAAUUCAACGCACUACCGAGCCUGAGCAGUGGCGACAUGUUCCUGGGGAGAGGAACCCAGCAGAUCUACCAACCAGAGGACUCACGGUGUCUCAACUAUCUACAAGCAAAGUAUGGAUGGAAGGUCCAGAAUUCUUAAAAGAAGAUGAAUCCAGUUGGCCAGAAAAGUUGCCCAAUCACGGUACGAAGACCGAGCUGGUUGACAGGGAAAAGAAGAAAGAACAGACAUACCACGCCAUUCAAGAUGAUGAUGCUGCAAAGAAGCAAGGACUAAUCGACCCACGUUCCUUUUCCAGUCUUACAGCUCUACUACGCAUAACAGCUUGGGUCAAACGUUUCGCAAACAACUGCAGAGAGCCAAAAGAAUCAAGGAAGACAACAAAAUACCUUCAGCCGGUCGAAGUGAAGAAAGCUCAGUUGUACUGGUUGCAGCGAGUACAGAAAGAAGCAUUUCCUGAUGGAAACAGCGACAAACGACUACUCCACUUCAACCCAAAGCAAGACGAAGAAGGACUUCUGAGAGCAGAUGGACGCCUUCGAUUUGCAAGAGAGUUACCCUAUAACGCCAGACAUCCGAUCUUGCUACCGAACGAUCAUCCAGUGACCAAGCUGAUAAUCGUCGAAGCUCAUGAAGCACGUGGUCACGGCACCGGUGUGGAACAUUUACUGGCAGAGCUACGUUCUCGUUACUGGGUGAUAAAAGGACGACGAGCAGUUAGAAACAUAGUCGAAAGAUGUCCAGGAUGUCGGCGACGAUUCACUAAGAAACAACCUGGUCAAAUGAUGGCGCCAUUGCCACAAGCGAGAGUCGAAUUACCGUUGAAAGCCUUUGACCGAGUUGGAGUGGAUUAUGGGGGACCCUUCCUCACGAAACAAGGUAGAGGGAAGACUAGAGCCAAGAGAUACUUAUGCCUCUUUACUUGUUUGGCAACCAGAGCUGUCCACCUGGAAAUGAGCUAUUCAUUAGACACGGAUGCCUUCUUGAAUGCGUUCACGCGGAUGACGUCGAGGAGGGGGAUACCAAGUUACGUAGUGUCCGACAACGGGGGGAAUUUCGUGGCUGGUGAGAAAGAGCUUCGCGAAUUAGUCACUGUGUUUGAUCAAGAGAAGAUUGUCAACAAGACCUCAAAGAAGCCGAUCGAGUGGAAGUUUAAUCCGCCUUCAGCGCCACACUUCGGUGGAAUAUUUGAAUCCAUGAUUAAGAGUGCUAAGAAAGCUUUAAGGACAAUCCUCGGUGACGCUGAAGUUACAGACGAAGAACUCCACACAGCAAUAUGUGGCGCCGAAAGAUUGAUCAACUCAAGGCCAAUAACAUAUGUUAGUUCGGAUGCCAAUGACCUAACCCCUUUAACACCAAGUCACUUCUUGAUUGGACAGUUUGGAGGAGAAUUUGCACCUGAAGUACCCGAUAGCGAAGUAAUUAACCCGAAAAAGCGAUGGCGACGAAUUCAACAGUUACUUGGUCAGUUUUGGAGAAGAUGGCGAAGAGAAUUCUUACCAAACUUAAAUGCUCGCAGAAAGUGGUGUCAAGCAAAGACCAAUUUCAAAGAGGGUGAUGUAGUACUGGUGGUUGAACCAAAGGCAAAGCGUGGAGAAUGGCCACUUGCCCGAAUAGUCGAAGUGUAUCCUGGUAAGCAUGGCCUGGUGAGAGUGGUAAAGAUUCAAGUUGGGAAUUCAAUUUAUCUUCGACCAAUACAUCAUUUAUGCCCACUAGAAGCAUGAAAAAGGACAAACCUUUAUUUUGGACAAUAGUUAUAGUUAUAGUUGACAUUUUGUUUGCAAAUGUGGUCACAUUCGGGAGGGGGAUGUUUCCGAACAUUACCUUUGACUGUCCCCCCCGUAAUAGUGUGACGUAAAAUAGGACUUGGCCGCGCAAAAGGACUGAGGAGAAAACGUGACAGUGUGUGUCUUUGUAAUAUAUCUUU
Molecule: messenger RNA, 6073 nt
Organism: Dendronephthya gigantea
Lineage: Eukaryota; Metazoa; Cnidaria; Anthozoa; Malacalcyonacea; Nephtheidae
Exons: 2
Coding region: 216-5870 (1884 amino acids)
Biological process (GO): DNA integration
Molecular function (GO): zinc ion binding; nucleic acid binding
Source: RefSeq, a predicted model, not a curated record